CCUGCGGAAAGAGAGGUUAUGAAAUGUGGCUGCUAAUAUCAGCUACUACAUAUCGUGGUUAUGGAAAACUGUAAACUGCAAAGUGGAGACAGCUAACCCGGUUUAAACAGUCUGCUCUUCAGUCGGGCUAAGCGAUCAAGUGUUUUCCUCUUCGAGGGUGAAUGCAUGACCGGAAUUGAACUUUGAUUUGAAUAGUUUCAGUAAACAGCGUCGGGAGAAUCUUCAGGUAUCUGGUUAUAACUUACAUUGGAAAGGUUCUGAACGGGGAAAGAAACAUUCAUAAAGAAAGACCACAAGGCGAUCAUGUCCCAGACCAUUCCUCCCGUUCUCUCUGUUGUCCCCACUCGGGCUCUGGUUGAUGAGACGUUCAAGGUGGUGGUGGAGAAUCUGCCCCCAGCAUCUCCUGUCACACUUCACGCCCUCCUCUACUCGGAGGACAAGGACUACUGGGAGGCUUAUGGACACUACGUCAGUGAUCACAGAGGAACAGUGUCCGUUGCAGAGGAUAUGAGUCUUGGGGGCACCUACACGGGAAAAGAAGCCAUGGGUUUGUUGUGGAGCAUGCGGCCUGAGCCCGGCAGCCGCACGGGUCUCAGGUUGAGAAAGAGGGAAGUCACCAGCCCCAUGCUGGUCCACAUCUCCGUCUACAGUGGACACAUAACCGAGGGCUUCAGGAAGCAGUCUCCUCUGGCCUCCGUGCCCACAGAGAGAUGGUACAUGGCUCCUGGAGUCCAGAGGAUUGAAAUCAAAGAAAAAGGAGUGCGAGGGACUUUCUUCAUACCUCCAGGUCCUGGACCCUUCCCCGGGCUUUUGGAUAUGUGGGGAGGUAGAGGAGGGCUGUUGGAGUAUCGUUCGGCCUUGCUGGCGUCUCAUGGUUAUGCUUCUUUGGCGCUGGAGUACUUCUCCCCCAGUGAGCUGCAGUCAGCAGACCUACAGAUACAGUAUUUUGAGACGGCGUUUAAUAUCAUCAAGGACCAUCCUCAAGUGAUCCCCGACAAAGUUGGAAUUUUGGGUCUUUCCCUUGGCACGAUGUUGGCCUUUAAUUUGGUAGCUGAAAGCACAAAGAUUAAGCCUCGCUGUUGUGUGUGCAUCAGCGGCCAUCACUUGGUUUCAAAUAGACUGAUGAUUGAUGGAUCCCUACCGAACGAUCCAAAGAAACUUCGAUUUGAUGAGAACAACUACCUCAUACGGAGAGAUGUGGUUUUACCGGUUCCCAGUGACCCCUCACAGAAAAUAGAUGUGCGUAACAUAAAAUGUCCCAUGCUGUUGGUCAACGGAGAUGAUGAUCAGAACAGUCCCACAGUGGAGGCUGCUGAGGAUAUCGGCAACAUGAUGCGUUCUGGAGGGAACCUGCACCUGUUGUCCACACUGACGUACCCCGACACUGGACAUCUGAUCGAGCCGCCCUACUCACCUCACUUCAGAGCUACUACCGUUAGAGCUCCCAGAACAAAGGAGAAAGUGAUGAUUCUGUGGGGAGGACAAACCAAACCCCAUUCAGACGCUCAGGAGGACUCCUGGAGGAAGAUCUUAGCUUACCUACAUCAUCAUCUCUACUCCAGCACUACUCCCAAAGCCAAGAUGUAAAGAUUGCAGAACCAGGAAAACACAGCAAAGUGUGUUGAUAGCAUGUUAAACCAAGUUGGAGUUUGUAUGAAAUAUGAAACAGCACUUGUUAGUUUUUUGAAUGAUAAGGUUUUUUACGUUAGUCAAAUUGUGCCUCUAGUUUCAUCAUAAAAUUCUCAUUCCAGUUGUCAAUAUUGUAGGUCUUUGUUUAUUACGACAUGAAAUGUUUUGGCCGAGUUGAACUAUAGCUCUUAUUAUUCUGAUGUUGUUGGCUUCCAACGAUUAAAACUCCUCAGAAAUGCCCAUGAAUGUCACUCCAAUCAAGUGUCUUGAUGACUGUAUAAUUAAGAUCAUUCAUAAUGAUUGGAUUUCUGCCAACAUUUUUUUUCUGUCCGUGUUGAAAUGUUGUAAUCAUUUUUAAAAUAAAUGUUGGGUUCAUGUAACUUUUUCAUAGAUUAAGUGUUUUUUAGUUGACAUCAUCUGCUGUGUAAUUCAGUUUGUAAAAUGAAAAGUCACCUCAAAGAAAAUGGUCUGAGAAGC
Labrus bergylta (ballan wrasse) is the source of this 2106-nucleotide messenger RNA. Its product is annotated as peroxisomal succinyl-coenzyme A thioesterase-like. Gene Ontology annotation, biological process: acyl-CoA metabolic process; fatty acid metabolic process. The record is from RefSeq and is a predicted model, not a curated record. Lineage: Eukaryota; Metazoa; Chordata; Actinopteri; Labriformes; Labridae. Gene Ontology annotation, molecular function: fatty acyl-CoA hydrolase activity.